UCUCCAAGCUUUGCCUUUGCCCAACACCUCUGACCCAACACUGCAGGGCACAGUGAUGACCCAAGAAUCCAAAUUCUUAGACUGAAAUAUCAAGCGGCCAGAGUUGGACAGUUUCUAUCUUCUGAGAUGAAGAUUUUCUUGCUGGAGUAGGUGGUGGCUGGGGCACAGAAUGAAAAAGGUAGUCCAAAAAGUGGACUGAAAAGAACAAAGCCAAGUCUUGUGGCUUCCCAUCACAACAGGACCCAAACCUCUUUAUAGGUAAUUCUAUCCCAAAUGAAGAUCUAAGGAGAUCUAGGGAGUCUCAUUUUGGUCCCCAUUAGUUAAUGCUCUGUCCCCAGGAGGCUGCCGCCACUGUGAUCUUUCCUUCCCUGGUACAAUGGGUACAAUAGUACCCUACAUGGUAUCUGGGAACCUUAGAAAGAUGUCCGUGUAAAGGGUUUAAUCAUGUGCUGGGAACAAAGGUGGUACUCCCGGGAAGUGGGAGGGGGAGUCCACUCUACUCGCCAACACUCAGGUGGGGGUGGGGACUGCCUUUCUCCCCAAGACUGGCUUCCUGUGCAGCUCGUGGAAGGUUCUAACAGGUGUUCUGGCCGAGUGGAGGUGUAUUUUGAAGGCGUGUGGGGCACAGUGUGUGACGAUCUGUGGGACGAGAAGGAAGCGCAGGUCGUGUGCCAGCAGCUGGGCUGUGGGGACGCCGUGUCCACCCUGGGACAGGCCUACUUUGGCCAGGGCUCCGGCCCCAUUCUUCUGGAUGAUGUGCAGUGUUCUGGGACCGAGGUCUCCCUGGGGCAGUGCUCGCACGCUGGCUGGUUCAUCCACAACUGUGGGCACGAGGAAGACAUUGGUGUCGUCUGCUCCGGUAAAUCACUUCCCAUCUUUCCCAAGAGUUGAUUUUCUGCUUUAUCCAAUCAUUCUCCUUCCUCCCUGACCCAAAGGAAA
Messenger RNA from Peromyscus leucopus (white-footed mouse), 939 nucleotides. RefSeq names its product putative DMBT1-like protein. The record is from RefSeq and is a predicted model, not a curated record. Gene Ontology annotation, cellular component: membrane. The transcript has a single exon. Bases 445 to 891 code for a protein of 148 amino acids. Lineage: Eukaryota; Metazoa; Chordata; Mammalia; Rodentia; Cricetidae.